GGGCCUCUCCUCAUGCAUGCGUGUCCACAUCUAUCCGAUUAUCUACAGUUUACAAAGCCUAGACAAGCCGCUGUUGUAGAGCGUUCGAAGCCACUGUGGAGUUCACGAUUCUGUCGGUUCUUUAUUCUAUGAUUCUGUACUGUGGGCCGUAGUUGCAAUUGUUAAAAGUUUCUGGUUUCCGUGUGUAGGCUUAGUGGCACCACAUUUCGACAUAAAGGAGGAGAUUUUGGUACAUUGCUGUUGUCGGCGGAAAGGACAGAAGAUAUGUAUUCCCAAGCCCCACCUCAGCCGCCCAAAGCUGAUGUCGGAUACUUACAGGGGCUUUUCAGGAAUGUCGACAAAGAUAGAAGUGGAAACAUAAGCGCAACGGAACUCCAGAGUGCCCUGUCAAAUGGAACUUGGAAGCCGUUCAACCCAGAAACAGUGCGAAUGAUGAUAGACAUGUUUCGUUCACCAGGCAUGUUUGACCGCAGCCGAACUGGUACAGUCAACUUCGACGAAUUUGUUUCUCUGUGGAAUUAUAUUACCAACUGGCUCAACUGCUUCCAGAGCUUUGACAAAGACCGUUCUGGCGCCAUAGACCAGGGCGAACUCACUCAGGCUCUCACCGGGUUUGGCUAUCGUCUCAGUGAGCCAAUCAUGAGUAUGCUGCUUGUUAAGUUUGACAGGGAUGGAAAAGGCUCGAUCAACUUUGAUGACUUCAUUCAGUGCUGUGUGACUUUACAGACUUUGACAGCGGCCUUCCGGCAUUACGACACCGACCAAGAUGGGUGGAUCACCAUUGGUUAUGAAGAUUUCCUCAAGCUUGUAUUCAGCCUGCGGAUGUGAUGAUUGAUUGCAUUCUACUAAUACAAGAGUAGACAAUGCUGCAUUCAUUCCACGGCUCCUUUUAUGGACGCUAUUUGUUCUACAACAUGACCUGCCCACGUGCUGUGCAGGCAUUUGUAUGGGAUUGGUGACCCGAUUCAUUUUAAAGAGUAUAUCUGGAUGUUUGCUUAAGAUAUCAAGAAGAGAUUGCUGUCUAAUUUUUCCAAUUUUCAACCAACAAUAAAUUGCUCUGUGUGCUAUAUUAUUGAUCUGAUAUAUAUAUAUAUAUAUAUAUAUUUAUUUGUCAGUGUGCAAAACUCAUUACGCCUUGUUUGUUGGCAGCAAGAUCUAUGGAGACAAGUUAACAGCACACAACUGGAGUGCUGCUAGUGUUGCAGUGAAUGUGCUAUGGUUUUAGAGUAACAGUUGAAAUGUUUUUUUCAUGGAGAGCCAUUUCAGAGUAAUAAUUGUAAAUACUCGGUAGAGAGAGAGAGAAAAAAAAGAGUGGGAGGUGUAUUUCUGGCUACUCGUUAGGUCACGAUGAUGUGCAAUGAGGUGUGCACCACAUAUUUCAUAAAUACUACUGUGACCAUGACUGAUCGCAUUAAUCAUUUUUAGGUUAUAUUCUAAAAGUGAAGAAAUACGGUCAUUACGCUGGUGGGGUUAAAGCCCUGUUUGUGCUAUGCUAACUGGACUUCCCCUAUUUACAUGGGUGAGUGCACAUGUGCUAGUAAAAAAAUUUACACUGCUGCUCUCAUCAUGCUUAUCCCAUGUGUUUGCAACUGUCCAGUAUUUACUGAGAUGUACAUACAGCAAAUUGUUCCUUACGUGUUAAAAAACAAGGCUGUAGUGUUUGUGCUAUUCUGCCAGGGAUAUACGUUAGUGAUGAUGUGAAUGGCUGUGGACACGGUAAUUGAUGAACAUACUGUGAGAUGUACUAUUCUUUUAUACUCCAAGAGGAUGUCAAAUGAAGCAUUUCCUUGUUAUAGAUUUUUAUAGCACCUGUGAUAAAUUCUCUCACAUUUGAAAAAAUAAACAUGUGCAAGGA
Molecule: messenger RNA, 1855 nt
Organism: Dermacentor andersoni
Lineage: Eukaryota; Metazoa; Arthropoda; Arachnida; Ixodida; Ixodidae
Product: programmed cell death protein 6-like
Molecular function (GO): calcium ion binding
Source: RefSeq, a predicted model, not a curated record